Poeciliopsis prolifica (blackstripe livebearer) is the source of this 1878-nucleotide messenger RNA. RefSeq names its product liver-expressed antimicrobial peptide 2 (gene leap2). Gene Ontology annotation, biological process: antimicrobial humoral immune response mediated by antimicrobial peptide; defense response to bacterium. NCBI's taxonomy places the organism in Eukaryota, Metazoa, Chordata, Actinopteri, Cyprinodontiformes, Poeciliidae. The record is from RefSeq and is a predicted model, not a curated record. Bases 219 to 539 code for a protein of 106 amino acids. The transcript is spliced from 3 exons.
AACCCACGCAGGUUUGCUCAGUCAGGCAGAUCUGGGUUGUACGUUCAGAGAAGCUGCAGCCUGAAAACCUUUGCUUCACCUCCAGAGUCGGUCAAGUUCUCCUGCUGAGUUCUGAGUUCAGCGUUGGACGUCAGGGGAUCCACCUGGUCCAGGAUAAGUUCAGAGCUCUUUAGAGAAACAAAGAAACCGACCCAACUCUUUCGAAGUCCGUUGAAAAGAUGGAACAGCAAAGCUUCUUCACUCACAGAAAAGCAUUGGCGGUGAUGUGCAUUGCCUGUUUUCUGCUGGCUCAGCAGGCACAUGCAGGUCCGCUGGUAUCGCGGCUCCAGUCUGGCUCUGGCCAGAUCCAAGACGUAAGAGGGGAACACACAGAGCACAUGCUGAAAAGAAUCGCCCGCAUGACCCCACUGUGGAGGAUCAUGAGCAGCAAACCGUCUGGGGCUUUCUGCCAAAACAACUUUGAAUGCGCGACUGGACUCUGCAGGGAGGGACGCUGCUCCACAAACCAACGCCCGUCAUCAGACCCCGUGAAGUAUUAGAGGCCUCCGGACGUCAGCCGUGCGAUCCCAACCUGGGUGCAUUCUGAAACCUGGGAUGCAACCUCUAUUUUUUUAUCUGUAUUGUCUGAACUUGUAUUUAUAACUAUGAGUAUAAUAUCUGCACAGCCACUUGGGUUUCUUGCCAAUUGAACUGCCGGAAAAUUGAUGCAAACAGCUAAAUAGCUGGUGGACUGAGGAGAGUUGCCAAAAUGACAUUGGUGCUACGAUUCAAAAGAAGAUGCUUUUCCUGUUUUUGGGACGUUCAAGCUACUUUAGCCGUGAACUUCAUCUUACAAAUGAUGUGAAGGAGUUUUGAAUCCACACACGCUUCCUAAUAACACAGGCUUGGUUGAUAGUUCAGUUGGAUUCUUCUGAUAUAACAAUAAUGACCCGUAAAAAAAAAAAAACAAUUAAAAAAACAAAACAAAAACAGACAUAAGACACAAGUCCCACCAUUUUUCCAUCCUCCUGGGCAGAAGGGUCUUGCAUUGUUUUCUCAGAUCGUCUUUUAUUUGCGGUUUGAUCCCGACGACAGACGGCAGGAGCAGGAACCGAUCUCAAGCACAGAGACUCUUUCGCGACCUUCGUCCUUCCGACCUUCGUCAGAAGUUGACGUCCUUGCGCUGUCUCGAAGAGCGCACGCGUUCCCUUUCAUCUCCAGAAAGCAGCAGAAGAUAACCCACAUGCACAGGCAGGGAUGCGAUUAGCAGAGCGUGGAAAACCCUCCACCGAAAGGCUUUCGACAGAAAGUUACAGAUUUUUCUUCAAAAUCCCAAUCAUUACUUAUUCUGUGUCCUGCACAGCUGACUAAAGACUAAGAGAGAUUUCAGACUUCCUUCCAAAUGCUUUGUUUAAAACAGACAUGGAUCAAACUUUCAAGUUGGCAACGAUAAACUUCACUGAGUUGGAAAGGGAGAAAUAAUUUUGUUUACAGGGUAAAAAAUCGCGCACAUAUUUAUUUGCCUCCUUUGUCUGAGUGUCAAAAAUGUUCCCGUUUGUGUUUAGCUCUUAUGUUUGGUUCAGUCUAGAACAAUUUAUUGCCCCUGAUUGGUUUUCUCCAAGCGCUCAACGUGGAGCCGAUCCACAGCCACGAGCUGCACGGCCUCAACGUUUGCACAUCUAUCCCCUUGACGCCUAAAGGGGUUAGAGUCCUGUUUCCAACACACCUGCAGAGUUUACACCACGCACACGGCAGGCGGAGCCGGAUGGCCUUUUUUUUUGCUCACUUUGAGGUUUUAGUCGGGCUGCACUUUUCAAAUCUGAAUAUCGUUGUACUGUACGGUGUUGCAAACAUGUAAAAGAGUGGAGGGAAAGUCGAAUAAAAGCUUUCGAACAAGGA